Molecule: messenger RNA, 7997 nt
Organism: Oryzias melastigma (Indian medaka)
Lineage: Eukaryota; Metazoa; Chordata; Actinopteri; Beloniformes; Adrianichthyidae
Gene: znf292b
Product: zinc finger protein 292b
Exons: 8
Coding region: 69-7487 (2472 amino acids)
Biological process (GO): regulation of transcription by RNA polymerase II
Cellular component (GO): nucleus
Molecular function (GO): DNA binding; DNA-binding transcription factor activity, RNA polymerase II-specific
Source: RefSeq, a predicted model, not a curated record
ACGUCAUCACGUGGCGUGGGGGUUGGUGCUGUACGUCGUAGUCCUACGCGCCGGAGCUGGGUGUGAAGAUGGCGGACGAAGAGGCCGAGCAGGACCGCAGUACUGCGGACGGAAUGACUGAAACAAUCGCGGAACUUAGACAGCGGCUUGAAAAAGUUCAAGAACUCCUGACUGGAGGAAGCCCCGAGUCCCCGGUGCAGUCCUCCUCGGAGUAUUGUCAGGAGUUUUGUCGGACGCUGCUGGAGUUUGCUGGACGAUGGAGGGUGGAGGAGGAGCCCCUCCCUCUGCUGCAUGUGUACAUGGUGGGCCUGCUGAGUUAUGCUCAGGCGUCCCCCUUCCUGUGUCUGGAUUGUGAAAACGUUCCCCUCGUGGUAGAGAGGCUCUCGCUGAGCUUCCUGGAGCUUCUGCUCUCACUGAAGAACUUUCCAGAAGACUUGUGGAAACAAAUAACUUCAUGUGUUCAGUUUGCACACAGCCAGCUCCAGGAGAACGGGAUCUCCCAGCUGUCCCUGCUGUCCUCUGUGGGCCAGUAUGACGGCGUUUGGACCCACAGCGUUCUGCAGGGCCUUCUGUCCAACCAGGACCUGCAGAACGAUCAAGUGGAGGAGUUUCUGCUAAAGGAGGGCUCAGUUCUGCUGCAGAUGAGGGUGAAGCAGCUGAUGAAGGACAAGGAGCUGACAAAGGCGGGGCAGCUGGCAAAGACCUGCUCCGAGUCCACUGCCCUUCAGGGGAAAACAGCUUUCAAGCAGAUGUAUUUGGUCUGCCUGUGUGGCACCGCAGAGCAGAGUCAGCUCAUGGAGGAGCUUUCAAAGGAGGACUGCAGCGACGCUUUAGAAAUGAUCUGCAACCUGGAGUCUGACGGCGACGACAGCGCAGCUUUCAGUUUAUGUUCAGCCUUUCUGACCCGACAGCUUCUGCAGGGAGACACCUACUGUGCUUGGGAGCUCACUCUGUUUUGGAGCAAACUGCUGAAGCGUCUGGAGCCGUCGGAUCAGGCCUUCCUAGACAGGUGUCGGCAGAUGUCCUUCCUGUCCAAAACCGCUUACCACAUCCUGUUCUUCAUCAAGGUCAUCCAGUCGGAGAUCGGCAGCUCCGGACUCUCUGCGUCCAUCGAGCUGUGCAUCAGAGCUCUGAGGAUAAAAUCAGACGACGACAAAUUAAAAGCAAACGUGUGCAAAACCAUUUCCUGUUUGCUUUCCAAUGACCUGGAGGCGAAGCGUGCCUGUCAGCUGACGGAGUUCCUCCUGGAGCCCACUGUGGACGCAUACUAUGCUGUGGAAUCUCUUUACAAUGAACCAGAUCAGAAACUGGAGGUAGAGAGCAUGCCCAUCCCCAACUCUCUGCGCUGUGAGCUCCUGCUGGUCCUGAAAAUCCAGUGGCCCUUUGACCCCGAGUUUUGGGACUGGAAAACACUGAAACGGCAUUGCCUGGCUCUCAUGGGAGAGGAGGCUUCGAUAGUGUCAUCCAUCGAUUCUCUGAAUGACCCAGAAGACGUAGAAGAAGAAAAGGAGAUGAGUUUUAUGGAUUAUAACAACAUGCCGGACCCCAUCAUGGGCGGGAUGUACGAGCUGGAAAAUAUGGACUCCGGGAAGCAGAAAAACCAAGAAAUAAAAAAGCUGAAGGACAAGAGUUGCAUAUCGGCCCGCUAUCGGAACUGGCAGGUGUACAUGCAGUACUGUGUGCUCUGUGACAAAGAGUUCCUGGGCCACAGGAUUGUUCGUCACGCUCAGACUCACCUGAGCAACGGAACAUACAGUUGCCCCAUCUGCGCUCAAACGUUCUCCUCAAAAGACGCUCUGAUUCCACACGUAACAACGCAUGUGAAACAGUCAUGCAAGGAGAGGCUGACGGCCAUAAAAACCAGCAAAAACCUGACUCGCCCUAAGGUAGGGAUAUCCUCCCUCUCAGCACUGAAGACCAAAUCACAAAAUAAUCUCCACAAGAAGAAAAAUUCUACGGUUAAGAGUGUUGUAGUGCAGAACAGUGACUCCAGUUCGGUUCGAAGGGACGUAGACAGCAAUGAGAGCAACAUGUGCCCCGUGGGGAACUGCAGGAGGAGCUUCAAGUUCUUCAAGAACCUCAUCUCACACGUCAAAGGCCACGGCGACAACGAGGAAGCCAAGACCUUCCUGGAAUUACAGAGCAACAAAGUGGUUUGCCAAUUCUGCCGUCGCCACUUCCUCAGCGUCAACCACCUGAGCGAUCACCUGCAGGCGCACUGCGGCAUCAACCCCUACAUCUGCAUUCAGCUGAACUGCAAAGCUAGCUUCGAGUCCUACUCUGAGCUCCUGGUUCACAGGAGAACUCACACUGUUUUCAAAGCCAAGUGCAUGUUUCCAACAUGUGGCAAAAUCUUCAACGCCGCCUUCCGGCUGUACGACCACGAGGCGUUGCAUUACAAAACCUUCACGUGCAAAGUCGUUGGCUGUGGAAAGGUGUUUCAUUCUCAGCAGCAGCUGGACAUCCACCUGGAGAGACAUGCCACCCAAGAGGAAGAGGCUAAACCCGAGCAGAGCUCACAAGAACCCGCGCUCGCCCAACACAAGAACUCCAUUGGUUUUGCCAUCAAAGAAGAGCCUUCACAAAAGACCCUAAACACUAAAAGCACUGUCGAUUCUAAUCACAGGAGCUUCUCAGCGUUUGAGGAGAAGCCAUCUCCAGAACCUGCGAAAGUCUGCAAACUUGAAUCUGAAACCACAGCUGUUCCAGUCAGUCAGCCGUCUGUUCUGAAGAGUUCUGUGAUCCAGUCUAUGCAUUCCCGCUCGGUAGACGCAGACAGACGCAGAAACGAUCAGAUAGCUCAUUCCUUUGGCUGUGGUCCUCACCAGAAAAAGCUCCCGGUGGUUUCACUGGACAGCAAUGCUGUAAGCCUGUUUCAGAAACAGACCCAGGCAUUACCCACCAACAGUAAAACAACAACCUACCCCUCCAAAUUGCAUGUACCCGUACCAAACAGACCACCCCCUGGUCCCAACCUGUCAUCCAUGUUGCUGCCUCAGAUGACUGCAAAGCCAGCCAUGUCUCAGCUGCUGCCACCAUCAGCAACCCUUCAGCAGGCGACUGCGAACGAAUCAGAGAGACCCUCCUCCUCCUCAGAGAGCGCAGCCCCCCCUCCGAGCCACAAAGAGAGGUUCCACUGUCCGUUUGGAACGUGCACGCGGCAAUACUGCUCCUACCGGAGUGUCAUCAAGCACAUGAAGACCGUUCACCCCGAAUUCUAUGAACAGUGGAAAGUUACCAAGUCCAACAUCCAGGUAACUUACGUUCCAGUCUCUAGCACGCCCUCUGCUGGGCAUUCUGGUCCACUGAAAAAUCAGAGCACCAAAGUUCCAGCUCAGGGAGUCCAGAGGGAGAAUGUCAUCCAAUCAUUGCCUUUCAACAAGGGCACCAACUUCAUGAACUUGCUUGCCUCGCUUUCCCACAACCAAAGCAGCUCAAUGCUCAUGGAAAAUGUUUUGAAUCCCAUCGUUCUGUCUCAAUUAAAUAACAAAAACACAGCCGAAAGUCAGUCAGCUCCUCAGAACUGGACGCCUUCUGCAGGAAGUCCGCAGAUUCGCAGUCCAUCCCAGCUUCUCUCAUCAAAUACGCAAGAGGAGCCACAGGCCCCUUCUGCUGGAGCUGCUCCUCUGCCCCACUCCCUGAUGGGACAGCUCAUGAGCAACCCCCAGUCCAUCAUCACUUCAUACAUCAAUCAUGUAAAGGAAGUCUCCCAACAAGCCAAAGCUCUUCCAGCAUUUGCGGCACAGGUGUCCAGCAGCUUAGGCGCCGCUGCCAGGUCACUGGACGCGAUGAAGAGCAGGGAAAGCCGCAAUCACUUCAACAUUCCUGCACGCAACGAAGCAGCCACCUCUACCAAAGUCAGCCUUCCUCAGAACGGUCGACUCGUACCUGAAAACCGUCCUGCAAAUGAGAAGCAAGCCCGUAGAGCCCGGUGGCCAGCCAUAGUUAAAGAUGGUAAAUUUUUGUGCCGCCGAUGCUUCAGACAAUUCAGUAGUCCAAAAUCACUUGGAGGCCAUUUGUCAAGGCGUGCAUUGUGCAUACCUCAUCCCGACUCUGAGGCAUACCCAGAAUAUGUCAGUCAGCUCAGUACGGAGCAAAGCGACGACUCUUCGCAGCCGUCCUAUAGUGGCACCACAGCGAACCACAACCCUUGCGAGACAAUGACCCCCAGUCCCUCUGUGGCUAAAGACUUCUCCUCCCCUGAAAACAGGCCUGCCUACACAAAUCGGGUUUCCAGCGACGAUAUUCUGAAGCAAAUUAUGGCUGAGUCUAAUUUGUCUCACCUUUUCAUGCCCACAUCCUCCCCCCAGCCGGUGAUCCAAAACUGUCCUGCGUAUGGGAGCAGUGAGCGUCCACAGGGCGGCUCAGUCAUCCAGCAUACAGAAAAUCUUCAGCCGAAGCAGGAAAGUAACCUGUACAGUAAAGCGUUUUAUCCUCAACAAAGUGUUGGUCUGCUGCCUGAAACACGGACCUCAAACCCACAGCUUUCACAAGUCCACCCAGAAAACCCCUCCGCUGCAGGAACAGGACACCCCAAAAACGUGAGCACUAAUGACAGGUGUCGCUCUAAGAGCAGCCUUCAGACGCCGGAAACAGAAGCUACUUCUGUCAUUCAAGCUCUCACACCUGAUGGUGGUAUGGCUCAGGUGCUCUGUACUAAUCCGACUGAAAAGCAGAACCCUCCUGCUGAGAACGACAUCAAGAAGAAGUUGCGUGACCAGAUUUUAGCUGGUGAGUUUCAGCGCAGAAACAGUGCGUCUCAUCUCAGCAGCACAGACCUGAAACCCCAGACCUACAGUCCUUCCAGUAACUUUGUGUUCCACCGCACCUCCUUUGAGAUGAGCAAAGAUUUAAGUCAUCGAGGGCCAAUCCUGAAGGAAGGUCCCAGAAUUUUCCCCGGAUCUGCUGUGGAGGCGGAGCAACUCCUGAACAAACAAAGCUUCUCUCACUUCAGGGAGAGUAGUGUGUCCAAGGCGGAGCCAUUUAGCCCAACUGGCUUUUCUCCCAUCCAUCCAGAUCCUGAACCCGGCGAGUUGUCAGCCAGUCAGUUGCAGUGUGUGAGCGAGAUCCAGCACAAGUUUGAGAGACUGGAUUUAGUCAAAGACAUGACGAAUCAGAUGAUUAUUCAGAAGACUCAAAACUGUCCUUAUCCCAGCAGCCAGACCUCAUCCACUAAAGUGAAAACCCAGAGCUCCGUCGUCCCAGCUGUGGCUAAGCCGUUCGUGUGUAAUGCUGGCAACUGCGACUUUAGCUCACUGUCAGGUGAGGCUCUGUGGAAACACCUCGCCAAAGCACACAACUACACGUGUGAGAUGAUUAACAUGAUCAAGAAGAAGUUUGGGAAGUACGCUCCGUUCAAGUGUCAGAAGUGCAGCAAGUGUUUCACCCGGAACUCAAACCUGCGCGCUCACUACCAGUCUGCUCACAAACUGUCUGUCAAAGAAAUUUCCGACCUGGAUGAGACGCGGAGGCUGGCUAAAGCCGCCGAAGCUUUUACUGUUCAGAACCAAGUCAGAGCUCAUCAGUCAACAGAAACACCUCGUCUUUCCGUAAACAAGCCGAUUCCAGGACAAGCUCUUCCCCAGUGCAAGACUCCCCCCACCAUAAAUCCAAACCACACACUCCAGGACCGCGGUCAGUCCUCGGUUCUCUACCCACCUGUUCUGAUGCAGAAUAAAGCACCACCACCCGUUCAGAGCUCUGGAAUGCCAAUGCCAUCAGGAAUGACAGCAAUGCCACAACUGCAAAGCACUUUGCUGAAGGUGCUGAGUCAGCAGGCAGCUAGUAAGCAAACAUACAACCCAGCAGCUCCUGUAACCGUAAACGCAGCUGCUGUCCCUCCGGCCAAACAAGCCAAUGAGAAAGCACCUGCCAAUAAACCAACUGCAGAAAAAUCCAAGAAGUCCAAAGCCAGGAAACCAAAACAAGGAGACAUGACUCCCUACAAGCCGUAUUCCUGCGUCCACCAAGGCUGCACAGCCGCUUUCACCAUCCAGCAGAACCUGAUCCUCCACUACAGAGCGGUGCACCAUUCUGCACUCUCAGCUCUGGAGAUCAACCAAGCCGUGGACAAGACCGACGAGACGGAUGAAGUGACGGACAUGGACGAGGAAGAGGCUGAGGCGGAGUUCCCUGAGAUUUCGGAGUUCAGGUGUCAGCUUAAAGACUGCUGUUGUGUUUUCCAAGAAGUCUCGACCCUCUUCCAGCAUUACCUUCGGCUCCACAAGCUCAGCCCGGGUAAAAUCUGCAGCCUCCUGUCCGCCAUCAAACUGGGCAAGUUUGUCUGCAGUCUCCAAGGAUGCACUGAGUCCUUCCUCACUUCCCAAAAGUUCAUAAGCCACAUUAAAGAAGCCCACAAAGACGUAAACCUGGGUAGAACGGAACACCUCAAUGCGACUUUCAAGUGUACGUUUGAAGGCUGCGAUCGAGUGUAUGCUACAAAGUCUAAUAUGCUCAGACACGCCAUGAAAAAGCACGGAAGGCUGCCCAGUCCUGAACCGAAACCAGCGCAGGUGAAAAGCAAGCCCAUUAAACCUAGCUCCAAAACUCUACGCUACCCAAUCAGUAAGACGAGCAAUGGCAAGGAGAACAUAGCAAGCAACAAAAAGGUCCUUCUGAGAACUCGAGACGUUAAAAGAGCCGUCCGAUCAAAGUCAAGCCAUUGGACGAACUAUGGAAAACCAUCUUUAAAGACCAAAGUGGAGGCGGCGGCGAUGUGCACCAAGAAGUUUCCCCUCCAGUAUCCCUGCAUGAUAAAAGGCUGCGAGUUUGUCACCAAAGCCGAGCGCAGCAUUUUAAAGCAUUACUUGGUGCACGGACUGUCGGAGAAGUACCUGGAAUUGCACAGGAGUCACUUCAUCUUCUGCAAGAAGUUUCCCAAGUUAAGGAAUCGCUUCAUCAGAAAUGACGACGCCAAGUCAGACAAAAACUCUGACGUUUCCGACAAUGAGGUCACUGGAGAUCCCACGCUGGAAGAAGGUCAGCAGGACGACUCGAAGCCCAUCCUACGCAGGAGAACCCCUGUGGUGGUAGCUGUCCCACUGUUCGACAAGAUGCCAACCAAGAGGAGAUCAGAGGGCUCUCGCUUACUAAAACGCAAAAGAGGCCGCCCCCGGAAAUACAUGGAGAAGAUGGUCAAACCCAAAAAGAUCCUGCGUACAGCUAAGACCGAGCCGGUUUACAACCAUAAAGAACCGCCGGUGGUCCAGGAAAGGAGCGAGCGGAGCGCUCCACUGGCCUCCUUUACACCUAUGGGCUUUGAGAUGUCCUUCCUGAAGUUCCUAGAACAGUCCAACAAGUCCGAACAGACAGAGCGGCCCAAGAACCGAACCAAAACCGUUUCUGUGCGCUUCAGCAACCCGCAGAAGCUGAAGUCGCUGGGCAAGGUUCGGAUCAGUCUGGACCCCGCCUGUUCAGGCGUCUCCGACCACAUGCUGAGGCAGCUGCAGAACAUGCGGCCUGCUGUUGUCCUAGAAAAAUGUAACUGAAGUCUGAACAUUUUUAGCAGAAUCUCAGGACUGUGAUGAGUUACCUGCUGCAGAACACUGUCCCACUCAAAACCUUAACCACACACCGGCUUUAUUUAAGAACCAAACCGUCUCUGGAGGUCCUGCAGCUGUUUCAGGACACAUCUGUCUUUUUUCUUUUACAUAGUAGACUGUAAAGCAUGUUUUAUCUGAUCACUAAUGGAAGAAAAGCUCAUCCCUGUGGGACCUGAAGAUCGACUGAAGCGUAUUGUGUAGUUUGUGAAGGUCUUUGUGCAUUGUGUAUAUAUUUGGAAACAUUCCACUGCCAUCAGCAGUCGGAUUCUUUCUGGUUUUGUUGACUCCCUCCGCUAUUUUUUUGUUUUUGUUAGAGAAAAAUUAAUUCAUUCAGGAAUUUAUUUGACAGUUAAAAUGUGAAGCUGUUGCAUGUACAUUUUAGUUUUUUCUUAAUGGAUUUUAGAGCUGAAUUACUUGAGCUCCCAUUAAAACUUGUCAUUAUUUUAUAAAUCUGAA